Messenger RNA from Haemonchus placei, 1227 nucleotides. Lineage: Eukaryota; Metazoa; Nematoda; Chromadorea; Rhabditida; Trichostrongylidae. The record is from the annotation of a GenBank genome assembly.
AUGCAUUCGGUGCUAGGCUUGCUGGCCCUGGCACAUCAUGUGCUUGGAGCAGCCAUUUACCAGGCACCUUUAAAGAAAAUCGAAAGUGUACGGACAAGAAUGAUCAGAAGUGGGAGUUGGCCGGAUUAUGUGAAGGAGAGGAAAGCUAUGCGAACGGAACUAGUACUAAAUAGGAACACCUAUCCACAUCCGGUUAUUCUCGAUACUGGUAGUGCCAACUUAUGGGUACCAGAUAAGAAAUGUGUGAGAGGUCUCAAGGAAGUCUGUGAGCAACCCAAAUGUGCCUAUGGAAUGAUUUGUACGGUAUUCUGUCCGAAUAAGUUGUGUUGCGACAAGGAAUUGAGAAUCAACAGAAAGAGUGGCAACCCGUGUCAAGGAAAGGACUAUUUCGAUUCAGCCAAAUCGUCUUCUUAUGCAAAACUUGUGAACAGGACCGAAUUUGAAAUCAGAUUUGGUGAAAGGUUUGCGAAAGGAUUCUUCGGUAACGAUACAGUGAGGUUCGGUGCUGCUGGAAGCAAUCGUCUCAUCGUUCCUGGAACGGUAUUCGGUCAAGCUGAGAGCAUUGGAAGGAUUUUCGCGAGAAAUCCUAUCGGAGGGAUACUAGGGCUGGGAUUCCGUAGCCUAGCUGUUGGAGGCGUGAAUCCUCCUUUUCAACAAGCCGUUGAUUUGGGAUUGGUGGAACCGAUUUUUUCUGUCUACUUGAAGCGCUUGGGAGUAUUGGCAAGGGGUGAAUACGGAGGUGUUUUCACCUAUGGAGGACUCGAUAAAGAGAACUGUGGCGAUGUGAUUGCGUACGAAAAUCUUUCAAAGGCAAUGUUUUGGCAGUUUCGAUUGAAAGAAUUCAACGCAGGGAAAUUGAAACUCACUGAUGGUUGGGAAGCGAUUUCUGAUACCAGUACUUCUUCUAUAGGAGUUCCUUCAGCCAUCGCCAAUCAAAUAGCUACCUCGGUUGGAGCUGAGUACGACUUUUUCUAUGAAGUGUACGUGAUCAACUGUAACUCGACGGUCACAUUCAACUUGACCAUCGGAUCGAACGUCUAUGUGAUUGAGCCGACGAAUCUCAUUGCUAAAGGUGAAAUCUGGUGUUCACUCAGAUUAGUGUCAUUAGGUUCUUCUGGAGGCUUCGGACCACAAUGGGUUCUUGGCACUCCGUUUAUUCGCCAAUAUUGCAACAUUUAUGAUGUUGGCAACAAAAAAAUAGGCUUCGCAAGGCCGCUCAAAAAAUAG